AUGCCUCCUCGUCAAUCGAAAAUACCCAAGAGAAGUGAGAAAUUGGAAAACGAUGUGAACGAAAUGGAAAAAGUUAUGAAGAUGCUUCGAAGUCAAAUAGAUGAAGAACGCGCGAAAGUAAAUCAAGGUCCACAUUGGGUAGCAGGUGCCGAAGGACCUAUUACAAAAUUUGACCCACACAGUCAAUUUGCAAGAAACAUUAUCAGAAAGAAAAAACCAGCAGCAAAAGAUGCAACGAAAAAAGAUUCUCAACGAAAUUCAGCCAGAUCUGCUCAAAAAGAAGAACCACCUCAAGAAUUAAAGCCAUCUCAACCUGAAGAACCAGUACAACCUGAAAAGAUAUCUCCUAAAAAGAGAAAAGUUGAAAUUGUCGUAGAAAAACAGGCUGGUGCACUUUGGGGAUACAACCAUGAAAUGGGAAUAUCUCCAAUGGAUAAUGAUGAGGAAGAAGAUAUGCCAAGAUCUGGUGGUGGAGCAUUAUGGGGUCCUCCACCUGACGAAAGGGAAAAUGCGAAAGCAUUUCAAGAAGAAUUACAACGCCAACGAGCAGGAAGAAAUGCAGAACAGCCAAAACAGACAGAAAAUCAAAUUCAAAAUCAAGAUGAAGAGGAAACAAAUCCUCCGCCAAAGAAAGGAGGUGCCCUUUGGGGUCCACCACCUGAUGAAGAGGCAGAAGCCGAGAAAUUCAGAAGAGCUGUUGAAAAAUUCCGAGGAGGAAGUGAUCAAAAGGUUGAUGAGAAUGGUUUACCUAUACCUGUGGCUGUUGAAAAGUCUUCAUCUGGCGCAGAACCAAUGGCUCCCACAAAUUUACGUCCUCAACCAAAACCAACCGGAUUUACAUAUUUUGACAUGCUUGUUAACAAGGAUAUUUUAGAUGAUGUAAGAUAUAUUGAUAAGCAAUAA
Molecule: messenger RNA, 903 nt
Organism: Trichomonas vaginalis G3
Lineage: Eukaryota; Parabasalia; Trichomonadida; Trichomonadidae
Exons: 1
Coding region: 1-903 (300 amino acids)
Source: RefSeq, a predicted model, not a curated record